CUGCCGGCCCGGUACCAUCUGAUCUGGCCAGGAUGACCGAACUCAGUGAGGAGAAGCCGCGGGUCAAGGUGCUCUCCCCGGGCUUUGGGAUCGACAAGGCUCGCCUGCACGGCCCCGGGUUCCGGUCCAAAGGGUUCGCUAUCACUGACCUGCUGGGCCUGGAGUCGGACCUGCAGGCGCGGCAGCCCGGUUCCGUCCCGAGCUCGGGCCUGGCCGCGGGCCCCGUACCCGGGGCGGAGCCGCAGGGUCCGACGGGCGGACUGGGCGGGUUUUCCUUCCCGGGCGGUUCGCUCCCGCUCGGGCUCGGGUUCUUGUGCAGCCUGGCGGCCCAGCAGCCCACCGGAGCCCCCUGCUUCCUCCCGGGCCACCUGCCGUUGCUGCAGGCCCGGCCCGACGCCCACUACCUGCAGAACCUGGAGGCUCAACGCGACGCUUACUCCGAUGAAGACGUUCUGUCGGACCGGAACGAGUCCAAAAGCUCCGGAAACUCCCAGAAGAGGAAGAAGCGGAGACACAGGACGGUCUUCACGUCCCAUCAGCUGGAGGAGCUGGAGAAAGCCUUCCAUGAAGCUCAUUACCCAGAUGUGUACGCCCGAGAGAUGCUCGCCCUGAAGACCGAGCUUCCUGAGGACCGAAUCCAAGUCUGGUUCCAGAACCGACGGGCCAAGUGGCGGAAGCGUGAGAAGUGUUGGGGCCGCAGCAGCGUCAUGGCGGAGUACGGGUUGUAUGGAGCCAUGGUCCGACACUCCAUCCCGCUGCCAGAAUCCAUCCUGAACUCCGCCAAGAACGGCAUGAUGGGAUCCUGCGCUCCCUGGCUGCUCGGUGAGCCGCAUGCACGUAUGCACAAGAAGUCUAUGGAAAUGGCCAAGAAGUGUUCGAGUCCUCCAGCGUCUGACUCAACCCGAUCAGAACCCUUCUGUGACGCUUCAGACAGGCGAACCAGCGAGGCACAGGAGGAGGAGGACCUCCCAGAGGAAGAGAUGGAGGAGGAGGUGGCAAUCGACCUGUCCAGCUCCGCCAAACAGCCGCAGGAGGAGGACGGCGGCUGCACAAAGACCGCCACCUCACCACAGCCUCAGAGUGGCAGUGACUCAGAUGAAUGCAGCUGAAAGUAGGAGGAGUCUGAGGAGAGAACAGGAAUCUGAUUGGCUCUUCUUUCAGGAAGCUCAGCCAACGAACAGCUACAACGUCACCUGUUGCUAUACAUUAAAAACUUAAUUAGUGUUUUAAUUUUUUACAGCUUGUGUGAAUUGUGACGUUGAUACAAUCAAAGUGUUGCUCUCACAGUUAACCAGAUAUUGGCCAAUCAGAACAAAGCAUUUGCUUUAUGGAGGCGGGUCUUAAAGAGACAGGUGGGGAAUGACCUGAGGAGUUUCAGGAUAAACCACCAGAAGCUACAACAGGACUGAAAUUACCUUAAACUUGCAGUAUGAAGCAUGACUUGGACUGUUCCCAUGACUAGAGCUGUUCCCAUGACUAGAGCUGUUCCCAUGACUGGAGCUGCUCCCAGUCACAGAGCUGCACUUGGGUCAGAGUUCCAGUGGCUUUGGCUGUUACAUUAUAAUAAGAGAAAAUAUUGCACAUUUGCUUGGGUCAGGGAUUCCGAAGCUCUUUACAGUACAAUCAUUCACUCACUGGUGCUGAUGAGCUACAUCAACCACCACUGGCAGGCAAGAAGGGUGAUGUGUCUUGCUCAAGGACACAACAACUGCCACAAACAUAGCUUGGGUAUUAACUGGAAACCCACUGGUUACAGGGUGAACUAAGCAAAGCUGAACCACCAUUGCGUGGUUUACCCUGACUCAGUUCAUUUGCCCAUAAAACCAUUGUACAUGACCUGAACCAUUUUUAGGACUUGGACCAUUUCCUAUGACUCGGACGUUGAUCUCAGGCCGAUUCAUGAGUAAUUAAAUUAUGAACAUUCUUUCUGUGCUUGUUUUCUUAUUGUGAGAAAAGUUGUUUUUAUAUUUUGUGUUGUCUGGAGAAUUUUAUUUAAUUUUUAUAGAGUUCUGUGUGUUUUACAGUUUGGCUCUGAAUGUAAAUUAAAUGUUUAAAAUGAUUACCAUUAGUAUCAAAGGUAUGUACAGCAGGAGGUUCAGCUGAUGGAAAAUAAAAUUCCUAUUUUUUGAACA
Nothobranchius furzeri (turquoise killifish) is the source of this 2132-nucleotide messenger RNA. It is a transcript of the gene vsx1, whose product is annotated as visual system homeobox 1 homolog, chx10-like. Gene Ontology annotation, molecular function: DNA-binding transcription factor activity, RNA polymerase II-specific; transcription cis-regulatory region binding. Lineage: Eukaryota; Metazoa; Chordata; Actinopteri; Cyprinodontiformes; Nothobranchiidae. Gene Ontology annotation, cellular component: nucleus. The record is from RefSeq and is a predicted model, not a curated record. Gene Ontology annotation, biological process: regulation of DNA-templated transcription.